AUGUCCCAGUGCGUCAGCUGCAACAACCAGCCGAAUGACAACGACUCGCUCGGCGGCGGGGCGCACGAGGGGGCCGUGACGCCCAUGGUGGUCGGCAUCAUAGCCGGCACCGUCGUGGUCUUCGUCCUCGUCCUGUGCGCCCUCUUCUACUGCGCCAAGCUCGAGAACGACAAGACCCGCCGCGGCCUCAAGGCCGAGGAGGAGGACGACGGCGCCGUCGAGGAGGGCGGCUCCCAUCCGACAUCUCAGCAACUACAACCAUCGCCAUCACCAACCAUUGACGAUGAAGGGGUGGAGAUUCUCGAUGGAGAUGGUGAUGAUGAUGAUGAGUUCGGCCGUCACCAUCGCCCUCGGCCAAGGGAGCCUGAUGUAAAGUCUCGGCCCGUGGAGCGCCGCCCGUCCUCGGUUACUGUCGUCGCUGGGGAGGUCGAAGAUGCUUGUGGCGGAGGGUCCGCCGACACGACCAGGCCUGCCGGCGGGGGUGGUGUGAAGAAGAAGGGGCUGUUCAGCUGGGGAGGAGGCAAGAAGUCAAGCGGUCGUGCCACCCCCGCAGACAACCCGCCAGUGACGGCCAUAGAAAUGGUCUGA
Diaporthe citri is the source of this 588-nucleotide messenger RNA. RefSeq lists its product as uncharacterized. The record is from RefSeq and is a predicted model, not a curated record. The coding region runs from base 1 to 588 and encodes 195 amino acids. Lineage: Eukaryota; Fungi; Ascomycota; Sordariomycetes; Diaporthales; Diaporthaceae. The transcript has 2 exons.